AUGAGUCAUACGCUACCACAUUAUAUUAAAUAAAUCAGUUAUUAUUUAGGAGUAGUAGUAGUAUUUAGUAAUUGCUUUAGUGGCCGCAGCCAAGUUCGACGAUAUCAAUGAAGUCACAUUUCUGAGAUAUGUGUACUUUCUAAGCUAAGUAGAUACCACUGACAGUAAAGGUCAAAAUCGCGAAAAUGAUUUGAUUUUGAUCAGUGGGCACGGAUCGGCUGAUGAUAAUGAUUAAGGAGUAGGAACCUUUAUGUAGCCUAUACGGGAAAGAGAGUUUUGGUUUUGAGAUCAAGCGAGAUUAACAACGAAAUCAUGUCUGGAUUUACGUUUGAAGAAGUCCAUUCAUUAAUUUUAUUAUAGGUAUUUUUCCGCAUUUAACAGUUUUAUUGUGUUUCUGAAAGUAAUGACAACAAUAAUGGAGAGCAUUUCUAGCAAUAAAUGGCUUAAACUGGUGAAGUGGUACAAAAGUAAACACUAAAAGCAAUGGAGAAACCAAUACAAGCGAGAACUUUGAAAAAGUCACCAUGCUGGAUAUGUUUAGUGCCACCAUGGGGAUUCACAGACCGAGAAGAAGAAAAGUUGUACUCGGCAUACACGCAGCGACAGCGGCAAAGAGCCGUGCCUCGGCUGUUGGCGACCGGAGCGCUGUUGCAGGCGUUCGCAGUGGUUGUUCCCGGAGAACGAGACCUCUCGUUCGCCUACGCUUCAGUCGCAAUAGCACUGGUAGCGAAUCUGAUCCUGGCCUCGGUGUACCUGUGUGUUCGGCCCGCGCGUACUCUCCUUAACCACAUAGCGUGGUUCGUACUCUGGGCCCAACUGUUGGUGAGCGCGUCUCGGCGACUGGGAGAUUCAUAUAACGAAUUGCUAGGAUGGGCCGUGGUGCUCCAAUAUUUUACCCUCGCCACGCUUCCAUUACAUCACGUGUUGCUCAUCUUAUACAGUACAAUAUCGUUUACUGGAUAUCUCCUGGUGCAAUACUACAACGCUUCUACAUCUGAGAGCAGACUGGCUGACGACUUUUAUUUUCAACAAAUUGCAAAUGGCGCUUUGUUGCUUGGUGCAACGAUGUUGGGUGGUACUGCAUAUGCAAUAAGUGAAAAGCAACAGCGAAGUUCUUUUCAAGAAACGAAACGAAGCUUGCGCGACAAACUGACGAUUGAACAACAGAGUAAAGAACAGGAGAGGCUUCUGCUAUCGGUGCUACCAGAACAUGUUGCCGUUCAGAUGCGAAAAGAACUAGGACUGAUUGACACACAAUUCAAAAAAAUUUACAUGUCUCGCCAUGAAAAUGUCAGUAUUUUGUACGCCGACAUCGUAGGCUUUACGGCUAUUUCUUCAACUUAUUCAGCGCAAGAUCUCGUCGCAAUAUUGAAUGAGUUGUUUGCUCGUUUUGAUCGACUUGCUGAGAAAUAUCAACAGCUUCGUAUUAAAAUUCUUGGGGACUGUUACUAUUGUAUCAGCGGAGCGCCUGUUGAGCGUCCGGACCACGCCGUGCUCUGUGUGCAUAUGGGCCUUUCUAUGGUCAAAGCGAUCAAAUAUGUUCAGCAGACGACAAACUCCCCAGUGGACAUGCGCGUGGGCAUUCACACAGGUGCAGUUCUUGCGGGAGUGCUAGGUCAGAGACAGUGGCAAUUCGAUGUUUACUCUCGAGACGUUGAACUCGCUAACAAGAUGGAGAGCAGUGGAAUGGCAGGACGCGUACAUGUUUCUGAAGUAACUCUGAGUUUUCUUAACAACGAGUUUGAGGUGGAGCCCGCUCACGGAGAACGUCGCGAAGAAAUGCUUCGGCAGGCUGGCAUCAAAACAUACUUCAUCGUCCGGGUACUUAAGCCAUUUCAAGGAGGCGAGGAGAAGAGUGCAGUGGAGGGCGAGGCCGCGGAGGGUGGCGACGCGGCCGACACGCUCUCCGACCUCCGAGACGAUGACGAGGACUCGGUACUGUCGCCACAAGACGAGAGCAAGGACAACGAAGAACAGAAAAUACUUAGCAUGUUGCAAGAAGAACUGGUGAAUAGAGAUGACGACAAGGAACUGGCGGAUGGGACGACGUUGUGCCUGACGUUCAAAGCUUCGGGCGCGGAGGACGUGUACGCGCGACGCACGGACCCCUGCCCGCUGGCCAUCGCCGCGCCGCCGCUGAUGUUGCUGCCCGCCGUGGUCGCGCUCGCCAGCUUCGCAGUGCCGCCGACCUGGUCGCUGCAUGCCGUCUACCUCGCCCUCGUGCUAGAGACCGGCCUAAUCAAUGUGGUCUAUUACACGUGCUACCGAUACUCCCAGUAUAAGAAGAAAACAGUAAGUCCUUAUUGGAAGCUGACUUGCGGAACGUUCAACAUCGCGAUGUUUGUGGCCGCGAACAUUGCGCCACUGAUAAUUUGCGGCAAUUUCGAGACGAUGCUUCUUGAGGAUGGGCUACGAGACGAUGCGCCAGCGCACAGCGGCGCAAGGCGCUGCAUACAUCCUUCUUAUUACUACCAUGUGGGUGCGGGGGCGGCGUGCGGCGCGCUGUGGGUGUCUCCGCUGGGCGUUUGCGCGCGCAGCCUGCUGCUGGCGCUGGUGGCGGCCGUGCACGCGGUGCCCGCGCUGCUGCACCCAGCGCUGCUGCUCUCGCGGCCCAGCCUCGACCGCGACCCUUACCGCGUGCGCUUCAACGCCACCACCGACUACGAUGAAGAUCUCCUCGCUAUUCUGGCCCGCAUCCAUGGUGGACGUAACAUAAUAAUGCUGUUUUUCAUAGUGGUGGCGUUGCUUAUUUUCAACAGAUAUGUGGAGUCCCUGGAUCGCGCGCGGCACUCGCGCGGAGAGCGCAUGCGUGCGCAGGCGGAGCAGGCGGGGGACUUGCGGCGCCGCAACCAGGCGCUCAUCCACAACGUGCUGCCGCCGCACGUGGCGCGCCACUUCAUGGGCGCGCGCCACCACCAUCGCGACCUCUACAGCCAGAGCUACGCCGAGGUCGGCGUGCUCUUCGCUUCCAUGCCUAACUUUUCAGAGUUCUACUCGGAAGAAACAGUUAAUAACCAAGGCCUAGAAUGUUUACGGUUUCUCAACGAAGUUAUAUCAGACUUCGAUUUGUUACUAGAAGAUUCGAAAUUCAGUAAAGAUAUAAUCAAAAUAAAAACGAUCAGCUCCACGUACAUGGCUGCGUCAGGCCUAAACCCAACACGACAAAUGCAGCCAUCGGACGGCGUUCUAGUUCGUUGGGCGCACCUGGCGUGCCUGGUCGAGUUCGCGCUGGAACUUCAGCGCGUACUGGCUGCGAUCAACGAACAGUCCUUCAACCACUUCGUGCUGCGCAUGGGCGUCAACCACGGGCCCAUCACCGCCGGCGUCAUCGGCGCGCGCAAGCCGCACUACGACAUAUGGGGCAACACAGUCAACGUCGCCUCGCGCAUGGAAAGUACAGGCAAAGCGGGAUGCAUUCAGGUUACCGAAGAGACUUGCGAGAUUCUGCAGAGUUUCGGCUAUUACUUCGAGCAGCGCGGCCUGGUCGCGGUCAAGGGCAAGGGCCAGCUCAUGACCUACUACCUGCAGGGCAAGCGCGACACGCCCACCGGCCCGACGGACAAACACACUAUGGAGCCGCCGGCGCCUGAGCCUGACGCGGGAGAUGCGCUGUUGUCCAAUGGUGCUGCUGAGGGCAAUGACCCGCUCCGCUCCGGCAACACUGCUGAACACCCUCUGCUGCCAGCCUAAGCGCUGUGCCCGCAUUCCAUGUUACAAAACUAUAUUCAAUUAAACAUAAUCACUACAUUACAUUCAUAGAUGAAAGACUAUUUUGUGCACGUUAAGCAACAUUGACAUAACUCCAAACACACCACAGAGAUCAGAACAUGAUGUUGGCCAUAUGUUGUUUAUCAAUGUAGUAUUAAUUGCCCAGCGACAUUAAUAGGUAUUUUUGAGUUGUGUCACUGUUGGUGUUCGUUGGAAUAAGUAGGUGUAGAUGUACAAGAAAGCAUUUAUAGCGAGCGUUUCCAUUAAAUUUGGUCAUAAACCAAGUGCAUCAUAGUCACAGUAAUGAGUAGUUUCAUAAUGAUUGGUAAAUCAGUACAAAACAUCGUCUGUAGGUACUGUCUCUUAUUUAAAGUGUCCUUCUUAUCUUUGGUGUGCCGAUCAAAAGGCAAAAUUGCUCGUAUGAUUGAUAAAGAAUCGUUGCAAGAUGAGUUAAUAAUACACAAAUAUUAUAAGAUUAUAUUUUAAGUAAAUAAUGGGAUUUACUCUAUAUCAUGAAUUUAUAAAAACAAUAGGAAAUUUCUGUUUAUUAUUUUUAAGUAAUGACACAAGUAAAUGUUGAGAAUCUAUUCGUGCAUAAAUUCUAAGAAACAUUUCAUUGAGACCGAGUACCUGGAUAUUACUACGGAGGCAUUUUAAUUGCUAGUUGUCCAUUAUCUUUGGUUGAUAAUAAUGAGAAAGUGUGUGCUGUCUAAUGGUUGUUACGUAAGUUUAAUAUUAAUGUUGAGAGCCUGUGACAUUCAUGUCUAAUCGCAUUUAUCCAUAUCUACAUAAUAUUGAAUAAUCCACACGUAACUGGAAACAAUACAUGUACAAUGAUUUUUACUUCCAACUUAAAUAAAAUAAUAAACAAUAGCUUAAGGUGUUGAUAAGAUGUUUACUUUGAUAAAAUAUGUCAUGAAGACGUGAUGGGAUCACGUUGAUUUUCUUUACAUAUAAUUUGUAUGGU
Spodoptera exigua (beet armyworm) is the source of this 4675-nucleotide messenger RNA. The record is from the annotation of a GenBank genome assembly. NCBI's taxonomy places the organism in Eukaryota, Metazoa, Arthropoda, Insecta, Lepidoptera, Noctuidae.